Messenger RNA from Trichoderma reesei QM6a, 1335 nucleotides. RefSeq lists its product as uncharacterized. The record is from RefSeq and is a predicted model, not a curated record. The transcript has a single exon. Lineage: Eukaryota; Fungi; Ascomycota; Sordariomycetes; Hypocreales; Hypocreaceae. Bases 1 to 1335 code for a protein of 444 amino acids.
AUGCACAAGCUGAACCGCAAGGCCGUGCACCCGACGCCCCUGACGUCCGUCGAGAGAUGGGCUCUCUUCAACCAGUGCAUCGACAAUGUCCAGUCCGCGGAGGCGUACCUGCGGUCGUGGUUCCUCGGGGCUGAGAUCAAGGACAUCCGCCGAGACAACCUGCGCGACUUCCUGCUCUGGGGCUUCUUCGACCAGGCUAGGGAGGACGUCGAGAGCAACGGCGGCCACUCCGAGGCCGAGGCACGAGAUCUGGAGGAGUUUGUCAAGAGGAUUGAGGAGCGGCUGGGCUAUCCUCUUCGAGAGGGCCGAGGUUCGGCGCAGUGCAUUCGACUGACGUUGGACGACAUCGAGGUCACUUACAGAUCAUUAACGUGGUACUUGGUCAUAUACCUGGUGGAUCAAGCAACACACAUGGCUCUUGCGUGGCAUGGCUUCAAGUUCUACGCCAGAGGGCUCGCACCAACUUUUGCAACGUUCCCACCGCGUCCGCAGGAGAUUUUCACCAGCCGGCGCUCGCGUGCUCCUCAGCUGAGCUACUGGUACCGGCCUCAUGCAUCAAAUGACUGCAACCCAGUCGUCUUCUUCCAUGGCAUUGGCGUUGGGCUCUGGACAUAUGUCGACUUCCUUGCCAACAUCCAUGCGGCUAAGGAUAUUGGUGGCGGCCAGGGUAUCGGUGUCAUUGCUGUGGAGAUCCUUCCCGUAUCCUUUCGACUGACCUCCCCGCCUCUGAAUAAGGCCGAGUUCCUGCGGCAGAUGGCCAAGAUAUUGGAGCACCAUCAGUGGAACAGGUUUACAGUCGCGGCACACUCGUAUGGAUCCGUUCAGACCACCCACCUGCUGCACUCCAAAAGCCUAGGGCAUAUGGUCACAUCCGUCGUGCUCAUCGACCCGGUCACGGUGAUGCUGCACCUCCCCGAUGUCGCCUACAACUUCACUCGCAGGAAGCCCAGGGGAGCAUAUGAGUGGUUGCUGUGGUACUUCGCCAGCACUGAUCCAGGCGUGGCACGGUGCCUAGGCCGACACUUUUUCUGGCGUGAGAACAUCAUAUGGAAGGAAGACUUUGAACACGCCGACCCGGUGUAUCGUCGGAAGGUUGCUGUCUGUUUGGCUGGGAGAGAUGUACUUGUCAACACCCCCAGCGUCGCACAAUAUCUGACCGACCUUGGGGUGACGGGACUUAACCAGGCUCGGGGCACCGCUGAGAAUCGGACAACCGAUGUGGAGGUGCUCAUGUUCCCUCAUCUGGAUCAUGCGCAGAUAUUCGACACCCCAGCAGACUGUCAGAAGGUAAUCCGGCUUAUCAGAUCAUAUUGCGGUGCAGGAUCAGCGGAAUAG